Messenger RNA from Argentina anserina (silverweed cinquefoil), 2105 nucleotides. RefSeq names its product RNA polymerase sigma factor sigC. Gene Ontology annotation, molecular function: DNA-binding transcription factor activity. The record is from RefSeq and is a predicted model, not a curated record. Lineage: Eukaryota; Viridiplantae; Streptophyta; Magnoliopsida; Rosales; Rosaceae. Gene Ontology annotation, biological process: regulation of DNA-templated transcription; DNA-templated transcription initiation. The transcript is spliced from 7 exons. The coding region runs from base 35 to 1726 and encodes 563 amino acids.
UUGUAAACUUAUUCUUUAUAGUUGUCAAAACUCCAUGGAUAUUUUUUUGGUGACUCCCCGAGGAUUUAAUGGACUCUAUUGCUCCUCCACUUUUGUGCCAAGGAAAACAAUGGGUUUGGGUUUUAGGCUGAACCUCAAGUGUGGUUUUCAUGUUCAUAAUUCUCACUGGCAAACCAAUUCUCCUUCCAAGCUUUCUUCAACUUCUGUUAGAGGCAGGGAGGGGUGUUUCAGUUCAGCAAGGCUCUCAUUUCUGUCUGUUAUAUCUGAGGAAUGUGAGAUUUCGAGUAAGGAUCCUCUGAAAGCGUACACGUGUCCAUCUGCAUCCGCGCAGCUCGUAGAUGAUGAUUUCUCAGAAAUGGAAGAGAAGAUGAACAUUAGGAGGAUAUCCAAAAGUGGCUCACUAACCAUGAUUGAUGAUAAAGAACAUAGCUUUAUGUCCAGUGCAGGGUUAAGAACAUCUCAUUUUACCUUGUUACUGCAAAAUCUUAAUGUUUUGGAGGAGACUUUUGCUGAUUCUAACGUGUUACAGUUGGAAAAGGAGAUCAUUAUGCAAUUAGGAAGGCUUGGAGCUCUCAAGUUAUUUGAUAUUUGUCUAUCAAGAACACUUAAAACGUCGAGUUUUAUUUAUUUAUCUGACAUACCUACUGAACCGAUUGAAGAGAAUAAGAUUGAAAGGAAGAAUAUCGUCCGUUCCGGCAAAAAGGAAGAACGGAAAUCAAGGAAAAGACCACCAGAUUCGUUGCCUUUAAAGCCAAUGAAGGAAGGUUUUAAAAAGCCAAUUCCUUCAUCAGUAAGAAAAGCAUCUAAUUCUAGAAGUCGAAGAGUAAUGAUGGCUAAAAAUGAGGCAGAAAUGUCAGUGGGAGUUAAGGUGAUCGCUGACUUGGAGAGGCUUAAAGCAACAUUGGAAAAGGACACCGGUAAAGUACCGUCUUUAAGAUGCUGGGCAGAAGCAGCUGGAGUUGAUGAAAAGGUGCUGCAACAACAAUUGCAGUUUGGUUGGUAUUGCCAAGAUGAGCUUGUAAGGAGCACUAGGUCCUUAGUUCUAUACCUUGCUCGAAACUAUAGAGGACUUGGAGUAGCCUUGGAUGAUUUGCUUCAGGCUGGAUACAUGGGUCUCCUACAGGGUGCUGAAAGGUUUGACCCCUCGCGGGGUUACAGAUUCUCAACCUAUGUCCAGUACUGGAUAAGAAAGUCAAUGUCAAGAUUGGUGGCACAACAUGCCAGAGGAAUUAAAAUUCCUAACACACUAAGUAAGGCAAUAAAUCAGAUACAGAAGGCUCGAAAAGUGAAUUACAACAGCCACAUGAAAUACCCAGAUGAUGAAGCAAUUGCAAAGAUUACAGGUCUUUCCUUGGCAAAAAUCAGAUCGGCUAGCAGAUGUCUGAGAGUUGUGGGUUCGGUAGAUCAUAAGAUAUGGGAAUGCUCAGCUGGAACAUAUAUGGAAUUUACUCCGGAUAUAGCAGUAGAGAGUCCUGAAGAAUCUGUCAUGCGGCAACACAUGAAAAACGAUAUUCAUGAUCUGCUGGAAGGCUUGAAUUCAAGAGAGAAGCAAGUUUUGGCCCUGCGAUAUGGUCUGAACUACUGCAACCCCAAGUCACUUGAGGAGAUUGGAAGGCUUUUUCAUGUGAGCAAGGAAUGGAUACGAAAGAUAGAAAAGAAUGCUCUGACUAAGCUAAGGGAUGAAGAAACCAACAAAAACUUGAUCCAUUAUUUGAAGCAGUGGUAAGCUUCAGAGUAGUCUUAACUGAAACUCGGAAAGUUUCAAGGUUCUGUAUCAGAGCUAGUAGCUAGGCUGUAUGAAUAGUCAUCAGAUAUCGACACUGUCACUACUUUCUGGGAAACAUAAUAGAAUACACAAACUCACCAUCACUAUUGCAGCUGACAACUCUACCAUGGGAAUUUUAGUUUCUCCCACCUGAGGAUUAUAAGGCCCAAUAUGUUAGCAUUCUUUUCAGUUUCCUGGACUGGUAAGGAUAAGUUCAAGUGCAUGCUGAUUGUUCUUGUAGAUCCUUUCUCGGUUGAUUGUAUAGUGCCAUUGUCACUAGUACAUAUGAUGAUAUAAAUACUGUUAUGUACAUAUCAUUUUACAGUUUAUUUAGGAUUUA